AUGUGGGAGGUCAGAUCCUUGUCUUUCUGGCGGGCGGUGUUUGCAGAGUUCUAUGGCACCAUGUUCUUUGUAUUCUUUGGGCUAGGGGCAGCCCUCCGCUGGACCACUGAGUCCCAUAAAGUCCUUCAUGUUGCUUUUUGCUUUGGGCUGGCAGCUGCCACCCUCAUCCAGUCCAUCGGCCACAUAAGUGGAGGUCACAUCAACCCAGCCGUUACCUUUGCUUGCCUGAUUGGCUCCCGGAUGUCCCUGUUCCGUGCUUUCUUCUAUAUCAUUGCCCAGUGCCUCGGGGCGCUGGCCGGUGCUGCUGUGCUCUAUGGGGUCACACCAAGCAACAUAAGGGGAAACCUGGCACUCAACACGGUGCAGCCAGGCAUUAGCCUGGGCAUGGCCACCACUAUGGAGGUCUUCCUCACCCUGCAGCUCGUCGUCUGCGUCUUUGCUGUGACUGAUGAGAGGUGCAAUGGGCAACUGGGCUCUGCUGCACUGGCCAUUGGCUUCUCUGUACUCAUGGGCCAUCUUCUCGGGACAGGAAUGAAUCCAGCAAGGUCCUUUGCCCCGGCUGUCCUGGUCAGGAAUUUUAUCAACCACUGGGUGUACUGGGUGGGACCCAUGAUUGGUGGUGCCAUUGGUGCAUUGCUGUAUGACUUUAUGCUGUUCCCCCGUAUGCGCGACCUCUCUGAGAGGUUCGCUACUCUAAAGGGCACCUGGCCCCGAGAGGCUGAGGGUCAGCAGGAGACCAGAGGAGAGCCCGUCGAGCUCAAGACACAGGCCAUAUAAGCCUGGAGGAGAAGAUUGGCUUUCUGACCCUGCCCCU
Molecule: messenger RNA, 814 nt
Organism: Monopterus albus (swamp eel)
Lineage: Eukaryota; Metazoa; Chordata; Actinopteri; Synbranchiformes; Synbranchidae
Product: lens fiber major intrinsic protein-like
Exons: 4
Coding region: 1-777 (258 amino acids)
Biological process (GO): transmembrane transport; water transport
Cellular component (GO): plasma membrane
Molecular function (GO): water channel activity
Source: RefSeq, a predicted model, not a curated record